This is a messenger RNA of Varanus komodoensis (Komodo dragon), 2269 nucleotides long. RefSeq names its product crumbs cell polarity complex component 3 (gene CRB3). The transcript has 4 exons. Lineage: Eukaryota; Metazoa; Chordata; Lepidosauria; Squamata; Varanidae. Bases 256 to 597 code for a protein of 113 amino acids. The record is from RefSeq and is a predicted model, not a curated record.
CUGUCGUCGGCGGCCACAGAGCGCUCCCUCGGAGCCAACUCCAGCACCGCGAAGGGACCGGCAGCGGCAGAGCAGUUGGAAACCAGACCUUUUAUCUCCUCCAUCGCGCAUCCUGGGACUUGAUUCUCCGUGGGCCGGGUGAGAAGACUGGGAGAGGACUGCUGUGCAAAGAGAGUGGAUCAGCACACAGCCUCGCCUGGGAGGCCGUGGAGAACUCGACUGCCCCUGCCCCUCUCCUGGCCAGAGAGGCAGGCGAUGGCGGGCACUGGGCUCCAUGCAUUUCUCCUGACAGUCUCGCUCCAGCCCCUAUUUCAGCGUGCCUUCGGCCAAGGUUCCUUAAAGAACAGCACAGCGAACCCCACAUCGCUGUCGCCCUCCCCAUCUGGCCUCUCGGGGUCAGCGCUAGCUGCAGCCAUAGCAGUGCCUUCUGUCAUUGGGGGUCUCCUGCUGAUCGGCCUCUUGGUUUUCAUAGGACUCAAAGUUCGGGAGAAGCGCCAGACAGAAGGCACCUACCGGCCCAGCAAUGAGGAGCAGGUCGGUGCCCGGGUGGAGACAAACGUCAACCUCAAGCUGCCCCCAGAAGAGCGACUCAUCUGAGACGGGAGCAAGGCUCUGCUCAGGUGGCCUUGGCUUGGAAGAAGUGCGUCUGCCCCACAGACUGAAAAGCGGAAUAAAAAGGGACCUGCUUCCAUCAGGCUUGAUGCUCCCAGCCUGCCACUAAGCAUUGCAGGCCACCAGGCUGUGAAUGGCUGUGAAUGGGAGGGGUCCCGAACACUGCAAGCAGGGCUUUGAGGCACCUUGGGGCUGGGGCUUGUGCCCGUGACGGUUGCAGACAGACGGUUCAGGGCCAGGUCCUCUUUUGCCUCCCUGAGCAUGCGGAAGAAAGAGGGUGGCUUCCCUUUUAUGCAGUGCCAGCUGACCAGGGCUGCUUCAUUUCUCUUGGUGCUGUCCAAAAGGAUGGACUCUCCUCCUUGUGGGUGGGUGGGUGGGUGUGAAUGGGAUUGCCAGCACAGCUGGCAGGAUUUGCUGCUUUGCCUGAAUGGCAAAGGAUGGGCUGGAUCUUAAGGAGCCUGCCAUGUAGGAUCUGGGGCAGGGUCACCUUUUAAUUUUUUUACAUGGAAUUGCACUGUGCUUUUAAGUAUGUCAUUAUUUAAUAAAAAUAAAAUCUCCCUUUGCUGGUGGAGUCAAUGUGACAAGGUAGUGCUACCUGGCAUUAUGAAGGGAGCAUUGGUUCCACAUUGGAUCGUGACUUGUUUUUUAGUCUGCAUAAAAAUCCACAUGUAUUUUCAUUCACUCUUUUCAAAAUAUGCAUUUUGUAUGUGUGUUUUACACACUUUUUCAAAUAUAUGCAGUUUUGCAGGUGAUUUUCCAUUGAAGUAACUGUUUUUGUUGUGUAGUUUCCAAGUAUGCACAUUCUUUGUGCGCAUAAUUUUAAAUAUACACUGUUUCAAAUGAACAUUUUGUAUUUGAUUUUUUGGUAACUACAUCACAGACUUUGGAAAAGCAUCAAUUUAGUCAUCUAACAGCGUUGCAGUUUCUGUUUAGGCUUGGGAAGUGUGACUUUGGUAAGUUCACAUUGAAAUGUGAAACAAACCAAUUUUUUACCUACCCCUACUCUGUUCACUUAUCCAAAUCAAUCUGCAAGAAACACAGAUGGCCUGUAUUAUGGGCAAGUGCCUUAGUCUGAGGCUGGCACUAGAUGGCAGCACAAUUCUUUUUGGGGAUUGGUAACAAAUGUCUUUGGUCUACAUUUUAAUGCAGACCCAUCAGAUCUGUACUCCAAAUCAUCAAAUAAUUUGCCAUGGAAAUUCCUGCACUUCCAAAUUUUGUGAUGCACUUUGCAAAAACAAUAAAAAAACAUUUAUAAAACGCAUACAUUUUAAAGGGUGCAAGCAACAAAUUUGCAUUUUUAAACAGUAAGUCUCAGAAGACCUGGUUGGGACAUCAUGACUGACAACCCAGGAAUGGGGUUCAGCUCCCUCAAGCUGUAGUGGGGCUGACCAGGCAUGAGCCAGCAGAUUUGCCUGUUCCCACUUAUUCCUAGUUACCUAGGGUUUCAGCAACUCACGGGUUGUCAAGCAAAGCAUGCAAAGCAGACCUGAAUAUAGCAACAUUAAUGUACAUAAUAAAAUGAAACUAUUUGGAAAAAUGAACAGAAAACCUGUCAUUCUGCUUUAAAUGUGUGUAUAUUUGCAAAAGUGUAUAUAUUUUAAAAAUGCAUACAAAACAAUGCAUUUUAACGUAUAUGAAAAUGUGUGACAAUGUCCAU